Messenger RNA from Radiomyces spectabilis, 2340 nucleotides. RefSeq lists its product as uncharacterized. Lineage: Eukaryota; Fungi; Mucoromycota; Mucoromycetes; Mucorales; Radiomycetaceae. Gene Ontology annotation, cellular component: membrane; COG complex. The transcript has 16 exons. Gene Ontology annotation, biological process: protein transport; Golgi organization; intra-Golgi vesicle-mediated transport. The record is from RefSeq and is a predicted model, not a curated record. The coding region runs from base 1 to 2340 and encodes 779 amino acids.
AUGACCUCAUCCCAUCUUGAGAACCGGUCUUCGCGUUCCAUGUUCAGCUUUGGAGACGAUAUGGAAGACGAUGACCAGAUUAUCAAUUCCGUAAAACCGUUACCCAACCAAGCCGUGGACCGGUCCCUCUUCCAAGCCCCUCAAUUCGACCCUGAUCACUUCCUCUCCAGUCGACGCCAUCUCGGUCUUGAACGCUUGAAAAAAGAAUUGAAUGAACACUUGAGGUUUCUGAAAGCAGAGCUUGUGGAACUCAUCAAUGAGGACUAUCAGGACUUUAUCAACUUGUCGACCAAUUUGAAAGGAGUCGAUAAAGCCAUGGACGACCUUCAACGACCAUUAGCGCAGAUGGGUAACCAAGUACAGACCGCGCAAUCACAAUUUCAAGAUGUGCUGGAUAAGUUGCGUGACGAACUAGAUCAUCGCACCCAAGUGCGAGAGAAAAAGGCUUCCUUGAAACUCUUAUUGAACAUCCACAACUCGAUUACCAAAGUAGAAGAUUUACUGGAAAUUAAUGCAGAUGCAGUCCACUCCCGCGAUGCAAAAAGGACAAACGAAACAGAAGCGGCACAUCACAGUCUAGGCAAACAGAUCGAGCGAGUAGCCAUCGAGUACAAUCAAAUGCAAUACCUGGUCGGCCGAGGGAAAGACCUGCCGCUAGUGGCCGAGAAUGAAUGGCGAAUUAAACGUAUCAAAGACAUUCUUCAGAAGAACCUAUCGACCGCCUUGUCAGCCGCCUUGGUACGGAUCGAGCACAAUGAUCUCGAUCCUCCUACAAAGCAAUCCCUCAUUCAGUGUCUACGAGCCUAUGCGCUGAUCGAUCAAACCUAUGUUGCAGAGUACAUUAUUCGAGACGAGUUUGUCCGCCCUUUUCUUGCAAAAACAGUGACGAAAAAAGCCCUGGAAGUACCAAGAGGAAAAGUGGAUUCUACCUGCCAUCCGUUAUCGCUCGUGUACAAAAAUAUACUGUCUUUCGCCUCCACUGAUCUUCAGCCGAUCCUUGAAAUUACACAGCGAACAUUGAAAGGGACCAACUAUGAAGUGCUGGUUAACACUUUAUGGGUGGAAGUGAUGGAGUUUAUCCAGCGCGAUUGUGCUAGCAUUUUUGCCGCAGGCCAAACGGAUACUUUCCACAAGAACUACACCGCGUCCAUGAAUUUCGUGACCGAGAUUGAAAAUCUAUGCGUGAGCAAGCGUUCUCUGCUGUAUUUACGAAACCAUCUGAGCUAUGCCGAAUUCAUGAAACGAUGGCAACUUCCAGUUUACUUUCAAUUAAGGUUCAGAGAAAUUGUAGGCCACGCGGAAACAUUGUUAAGUGAUCUGCAAGCCAGCAGCGAUACGUUGCAUCUCAAAGUGGAAAACGAAUUGGCGUUGCCCGGUACCAAAGCUAUUGCCAAGGCCAUCCGAGACUGCUGGUCAGACAAUGUUUUUAUCUACGGCUUGUCACAUCGUUUCUGGAAGCUCACAUUACAGUUAUUGAAACGAUAUCAGUCAUGGGUGGUUGACAUUUUGGACCAUGGUUCAGACACUUCAGGCGAUAAGGAAAAGCCUGGAAGCAACCCGUCUUCCAGAUCCAGCACUUCCGGCAGUCAGCUCAGUGACGGCACCAUCAUCGAGGAAGCCGCUUCCUUGAGACUGUUCCUGAUUUUAACGCACGAUAUCAAUAAUUUAAUACACCAGAUUAAAAAACUGGCGCCAGAAGUCAUUUUUCCGAAAUUACCACAUCAAGUUCAGGAACUUUCCAUACUACAGGAGAGUAUGGAGAGUAUUCUGAACGAAUUAGAUACCUUGACAGCAAAUGAACUGCAACGACGGAUCACUGGUUUGGUUAGUCGUCGUUGCAUGGAAUCGUUGAAACACGUUCGAUCCAUUACAAGUCAAUAUCGACACACCAACAAACCGCCACCCAGCGAACCUUCUUUCUUUAUACCCAACUUGUUCCGACCAUUUUCAAACUUUGUUCAACAAAAUCAACAAUGGAUAGAUGCAGAUAAACUUUCGGUAUGGGCAUUCGCCGUGACCGAAACCGUCGUCCACCGAUACACUUCGACCAUCAGCGACUUGCUGACCAAUCUGAAAAAAACAGAGGAUUCGUUGAAGAAGUUGAAAAAGGGCAAAAAGGGGCCCACCGCCAAAUCAUCCGUGCUUGGGGGAGGCGCCAAUGAAACUACCAUGUCAGACGAGGACAAGAUUCGGCUCCAAAUGUUACUGGACGUACGGCAAAUCGGCAAAGAGAUGGCACUAUUGUCUGUUGAUCCAACCCAGUUUGCAGCUUAUGACAAGCUCUGUGAAGUAGUCCAACCUUUUGAAUCGCUCGAGCCAUCGAAUACAAACGCAGCGUAA